AUGCUGAAGCCAGGUGAGCCCAGCGGCUCAGCCUUCCUGAAGGUGGACCCGUCCUACCUGCAUCACUGGCAGCAGCUCUUCCCUCAGGCGCAGCUGAAGACUCCUCUGGCCCCAGCGCCGCCUCCACCUGACCGCCUCUCCAUCCCCAUGGACAGCCUGCGCCAGUCCCGCCUGCACAGCCACCUCCUGGCCUCCACGCACUGCACCUCCUCUUCUUCUUCUACGGCCUCCUCAACGUCUUCGUCUUCAGCAGCUGGAGCUCUCGCCCCAUCCUCCUCCAUCUCCAUCUCCACCUCGGCGGGGAUCUCCCAGCUGCCCGUUCCCCAGCAGAUCGCACUCUUCGGGCAGGCGUUGGCCCCGGUGUGUGCCGGGCCUGUAGGACCUGGAGGAGGAGGAGGAGGAGGAGACCUCAUGAUGGUGGUGCCCCCAGAGAACCAGCAGGGUCACAAUCCAGUGGCAGGGCUUCUCCAUCAGGCCAAAGAGCAGAGCUGCGGGGGGGUCGGGGUGGUGUCGUCCAGUGUGAAGAGCAGCUGUGGAGGAGAGGAGGGCAGUAAAGGAGCGUCGGCCAGGUUUAAGCUGACAUCAGAGGAGCUGGACUACUACCUGUACGGACAGCAGAGGAUGGAGAUCAUCCCUCUGAGCAACCACACAGGAGAGCUCAACAACCGUUGUGACAUGUGUGCAGACAACAGGAACGGCGAGUGUCCGAUGCACGGGCCCCUCCACUCACUGCGGCGCCUUGUAGGCACCAGCAGCACGGCGGCUCCCGUCACACUGCCCGACGUCCCUGAAUGGCUCAGAGAUCUGCCCAGAGAGGUUUGUCUGUGCACCAGUACAGUUCCUGGGCUGGGUUAUGGGAUCUGUGCGUCUCAGAGGAUCCCUCAGGGGACCUGGAUUGGCCCCUUCCAGGGAAUCCCUCUGCUGCUGGACAAACUGCACUCUGGAGCCGUCAGGAACAGCAGACACCUGUGGGAGAUCUACGAUGCAGAAGGGACGUUACAGCACUUUAUUGAUGGUAAUGAUCCCAGUAAGUCCAGCUGGAUGAGGUAUAUCCGCUGCGCCCGGCACUGUGGGGAGCAGAACAUGAUGGUGGUCCAGUACAGGUCCUGUAUCUUCUACAGAGCGUGUAUGGAUAUCCCCAGAGGAACAGAGCUGCUGGUUUGGUACAAUGACUCCUACACUUCCUUCUUCGGAAUCCCCCUGCAGUGCGUCGCUCAGGACGAAAACUUAAACGUCCCAGCCACAGUGGUAGAAGCGAUGACCAGGCAGGAGUCCCUUCAAUCUUUCAGCAAGAAUGGCAAACCUUCCUCCUCCUCGUCUUCCUCUUUGUCGAUCCCUUCCACUGCACACAUGCGCUCCAUGGUCUUCCCCCACUCCCCCUGUCCAAGGAAUUUCUCCCUGUUAGACAAGGUUGGGGUCGGGAUUGGGAUUUCCUCGGACUCCAGUUUUGGCCAGUUGGGGUCGAAGAACCAGCGAGUCCUGGCAAGCCCGACCUCCACCAGCCAGCUGAGCAGCGACUUCAGCGACUGGCACCUGUGGAAGUGUGGCCAGUGCUUUAAAACCUUCACCCAGAGAAUCCUGCUGCAGAUGCACGUGUGUCCGCAGAAUCCAGACAGACCGUACCAGUGUGGCCACUGCUCCCAGUCCUUCUCUCAGCCAUCAGAUUUGAGGAAUCACGUGGUGACACACUCAAGUGACCGACCCUUCAAAUGCGGAUACUGCGGUCGCGCGUUCGCUGGCGCCACAACGCUCAACAACCACAUCCGCACGCACACCGGGGAGAAGCCGUUCAAGUGCGAGCGUUGCGAUCGCAGUUUCACACAGGCCACUCAGCUCAGCCGCCACCAGCGACUCCCCAACGAGUGUAAACCUGUGAAUGAGAGCAGCGAGUCCAUCGAGGUGGAUUAACCCCCCUGACUGUUCAUUGACUGACAUGGCUCCACGCUCAGGCGGCUACAUCUGAAAACGCACCUUUCCAACUCUGUGUUUCCUCUCCGUCCACAACCAGCCAGCAUAUUCAUCACCCGAAUAUACAUUUUUAACCGUAACCCAAAACUCCGACUUUAUGUUUUGCUAGGAAUUGCUAUAAGAACCAGGUAAUGGAACUCUGUUAGUAUCCAGGAUUCAGCUUAGUUGGGAAGUUUAUAUAAACAAAUACAGUUUUUUUAAUUAUGCUAACCCAGAAAUAGACACAGUUUAAACGAAAAUGAGAAGCCUGGACAAAGAUACAAUAUUUAACUGUAGGUAGAAGAUACAUGAAAUAAAAUGUUAGUAUACAAACAUAUCUUCACCAGGAUGACUGAUCCAACCCUUAACCCUUAACCCUAACCCUAAGGGAAUAGUUUUGAAGGAGACUCCAAAACAAGUCAAUUGUACACAACUGCAGUGUCAGUCACGUGAAUGCAGCUUUACACUAAUAUAUUUUUCUUAUAGCUACAUUUUAAUUAAUAAAAUUGUUAUCGCCGUCCUGUCCAGUGAAGGAAGGGUUUAUGAGUUAUUUGAAAAACUCGUAAAAAGUUUGGAGAUACAUGGUAUUCACAGGACAGCGAAAUAUGAUGAUCUUAUAGAAAUUGAUGCAUUACUGAAGAACAAAGCACCCUGCAGUAUAUUAAAAAGUUACAAUCAACAGACCCUUAAACAUCUGUGGCAGUAAAUACACAUUAAUGCAGCAAUAAUAUUAAUACACAAUAGUAAAACACUGACGGAACAUUUUGAUGAACAAGAGUAGUUUUACUUCAACUAUUUUAUUUAAGUUUAAUUACAUAGUUUUAGAAUUUAGUUUUUUUUACUCUGUAUAAUAUACGGUAGCCGACAGGUGCAAACGCGUUACUAUUGCUAAAUGUAUCAUCUCUGAAUGAACACAUCGCUCUGGUCCCAGCUGUGUGCAUACAUUUUUAGUGUCCCCAUUUCCGUUAUGUUUUGUGCUCCCAGCAGCGUUUUGUAUUUGCAGUGUUUAGUUUAUGCAUCACUUUUAGCAAACGCUGCGCAUGUCUCGUCAAGUUUGUGAAGAUGGUUCUUCAUUUGCAUGAGAUUUGACAUAUUUGUGUUUAUUUAUUUGCAUCGUUUUUAAAGUGCAGCCAUUUCUCCUAAUGCAAAUGUACGGGGCCGUUACAGCGCGUUUUGCAUCUGUCGGCCACCGUAAUAAUUCACUGCAAAAGUAUUUUGAGCAUUUAAAUGGAAGUGUAUCCAAUCUGUACCAGCAAAUAGUGACCAGAAUAUAAAAGCUUCAACAAACGUCUGUAGAAGUCAUUAUCAAAUAAAUUGUGACAGUAGGCUACAUUUUAAAACACAUGUCCGUUCUGUGAUUACACUUCGGCUCAUUUUAAAUAUGAAUGCAUACCAUUACAAGGUAUUGAAGUUGUUAUUAAAUAUGUAGGUGUGUAUUCUAUACUGAGACAAUUACAAUAGUAUUUUUUGGAUUGAAAGUAAUUCACAAUCAAUAAAUACUAAUUGGAAACAGGUAGCAUGUAGGAGCCCUUAGAUCUCUUUUAAUACUUAACAAACAUCAGUUGGGAUUGACAAAGACUGAACUGCUUCAGUGUGGACGGAGAUACCGAAUAUAAUUCUAAAGAGCGGUUUCAGAUUUAGCCGGCUACAUUUUGACUUAAGUGACUGACUGACUUCUGGACAGGAGAGACUGUAAAGCAACAUUCAUCCUACUGAAGAGAAUCCAGAUUCAACCAAACCAAAGAAACCCUUUUUUUGUCUCCAGCUGAGAAAAUGAACUUUCGCAUGAAGCGGUCUGACUUACGAACUUUUGGACUACGAUAUUUAUUGGAGACUUUUCGGGAAUCCUGUCAGGUUUCCCUCCAAAGAGUUCUUUCUUGAAACCGGGAGAAGAACAAUGAUAUACCAAAAAAAAAAAACAGACUGACCGGUCUGUAUGUAGCUUUACGUCUCGGAUUCUUUGUUUCCCUUUUUUUUUGCAACAGCGAUGCCAAAGGAGGGCGCGACCAAAGCGAAUGCACAUGGAGCAACUACACAAACUUCUGAGGACAACGCUCCACUUUUACAUUGAAAGUACACAAAAUAAAAUGAUAAGGAGUAUGUAUUGUAAAAAAAAAAAUAAGAAAAGAAAAUAAUGGACAAACCAACAAAUUAUAUUUAUCUUUUUUCUCAUGCUUAUCAUGCUUUGGGCACUAUGGUUUUUUUAAUUGUUUUAUUUAAUGUUGACAGAUGUAAAGAUGGUGAAGAAAGGAGGGAAAUACUGAAGAGAUUAUGGAUGUGAUUUCUUAUAGAAAUAAUCCUGCAGUUUCAAAGAAAAUGUGUUAAAUAUGAAGUUGACACAGCAUGUGUUAAAAAAGUGUUUUUGAUUGUUUUGUUCACGGUCAACUUUUCUAUUUCUUUCUUUUCAGAUUUAAGUAUAAAGAUGACAGCUAAUCAACUGAGGCACAAAUAUCAUAAAAAACAAAAAGAGCA
Messenger RNA from Eleginops maclovinus (Patagonian blennie), 4419 nucleotides. It is a transcript of the gene prdm6, whose product is annotated as PR domain containing 6. The record is from RefSeq and is a predicted model, not a curated record. Gene Ontology annotation, cellular component: nucleus. Bases 1 to 1908 code for a protein of 635 amino acids. The transcript is spliced from 8 exons. Gene Ontology annotation, biological process: regulation of transcription by RNA polymerase II. Gene Ontology annotation, molecular function: RNA polymerase II transcription regulatory region sequence-specific DNA binding; protein binding; histone methyltransferase activity. Lineage: Eukaryota; Metazoa; Chordata; Actinopteri; Perciformes; Eleginopidae.